GAAGGUUUAUUCGCGUUUAUGCGCAGCUAUGUGAUUCGUUUACAUCGUGUCAUCACGAAACAACACACAUGCCACGGGGCCGUUCUUUGCGCGUCUAUGAUAGUAUGUCGAUUGUGAAUACGUGCUGAUUUUUUGUUUGAUGAAGAAGAAACACUAAUAAGUAGUUUAUCUAUAGGUACCGGCCUAAAUUUGUGCAAAGUUUGCUGGAAUUACCGUUUUGUGCUUCUCGCAGAAUGGGGUUAGCAGGCAGCAACAAGAAGAAGAGUGUGUACUUUUAGAUGCUGCUGUGCUGUGCUGUGUGAUGGUGUCUGUCCAGCGAGCGUACGUAGGCGCUGCGGCAGAGCCCGAGCCGUGCAAACGAGAGAAGGAAUAAGAAUAGGCAUAAAAUAAAAGUUGUUUUCGACAGCACAUAAGCAAGUAAGCGAGCAGGCACUGAAAGAAAAGCACAAAGCGGUGGAGUAGAAAGAGUGCACACAAGACAGCAGCGCAACUAACAAAACACUGUAAGAAAACAAAGCUUAAGGAUGUGUUUCAUUCGUUCCAUUCGAUACGGUGUGUGGUUUAAAUAGACACCGUCGAAUGCUAACUGCGGUGCAAUGGAUUUUAAACAGCUGCCAAGUCGGGAAAUCGAACGUUUGUGUAAACACCGUUCAGUUCUUGUAGUGUACAACCAGUAUCUAUAUUAGCGACUUAAUUUUUCUUCGUGUACCGGAAAGUUAGGAGUGAUUUUAAAACUUACUCGGUCGUUGCCGAUGUAUAGCGCGCUCGAGUGAGCUACAACACGGUUCAAAGGCUGGCGUUCCAGCCAGCAGCAUCGCAGAUCGAUUCUCCCGUGACGGUGUUGUUCGGAACAGAAUCGCUAAGUAGGCCUUUACUCAUACAGCGGCAAUUUCGAGUGCACGUUCGGGACCGGUUUCCUGGCGAUCGUAAAGCUGGUGAUGCUAAAGGUUUUUAUUUUUUUUUUAUUUUUCAGCAGAGAAACAAAAUGAGAUGAAAACAGUAAACAAGAAAGGUGGAAAAUUAUAAUGUGCAGUUUGCAACUGUAGGUGUGCGCGGUGGAGUGUGUGCGUGUGUGUUUUUUUUAGUUGUUCUGAUCUGCUAAAGGCCACACGAUAGCCUACUAUGCGCCAUUGAGAAGGCACAUUACACACGAAAAAUUACACGGUUGACUAGCCCUUUCGGGAGGGUUGAAGGUUUGCAAGGGUGUUUCGGGGCCAGUUAGAAGGAUUCCGGUGCAUAAGCGUUGAGGUAUGAAAUUACGUGCCACAGAGUUAUUACGAACCAGUAGUGAAAAGUAAUCGGGCCACACGCUUUGCUGUGCUGAAAGCAAACACGCGAAGGUAUCGGAGAAUAAUCGUGUGCCUACAGGCUUAUUGUUGUGUUUGUGCGCGAAAUUAGUGUGCAGCAAAAAGAAAAAAAAGUGUGAAGAAUAGUGUAAAGAAGUAAUCAACAAAAGUGAUCUCCACUCGAGAAAAGCGCGAAGAAAGAAAGUGUUUAUAGUGCUGUUUGAAAAUAAAAAUAAUCAAAAUAGAGAAAAUCCACUCAUUGGAGUCAAUUGUGAAAGAUCGUGCGAAGCAGCGAAGCAAAGCGGAGAGGCCAAUUCGAGCGGUUAAUUAAAUGUACGUGCAAGGCAAAUAAACAACACACUCACUCGUGGCGUGGCGAAGACGAGACGAGACGAGGCAAUUGGAAUACACAAAUAAUAAAUACACAAUCGUGUGUGCCCGUGUAAACACGACGCUCGCUUCCAUCGAUAUUAUUGGCCUCAAGUGAGUGAGUGAGUGAGUGGGAUUGUGCCGAGACAUCGCCUACUAUCGAGGAGCACUGCUGGUGCAGUGGCCGGCAUCCAUUUGGAAGCGGUUCAAUAGGAAGAAAGCCGAUUAGCGCAGAACUUUCACAGUCAAUUAGAUAGAGUACGCAACAGCAGCAGCAGUCGGAAUCGAUCGUCAACUAAGUCGGUGAAGCAAGCAAGCGGACGCUCGUGGUUUCAUAUUAUUGAUGAUAUCUACCAUCGCCAUCGAAAUCAUCAAGCAACUUAGAAUUUCCGAUUAGAGCAAUCUCGUACGGAAUCGCCAGCAGCGGCGAAGGAAGCAAACGGACGGAGCGAUAACGACGCAUCACAGACGGACAGCCACCCACGGCGGACGCCCGUGUGCUGAAUGCUGGUCGGCCGCCAGUGCAGCAGCUAGCACCGUCGGGACAAGAUUCAUAAUUUCCGCAUUUCAUCAGCAUCCUGGAGCGCUUCCGGAGCUAUCACCACCGACGAUGGAUUCCCAGGAACAGCGACAUCAACGGAGAAAGCGGUGGCACCCGACGGUAGGGGGUCUAUCAGUGUGGUGGGUGCUGCUGCUUAUCGGGCUGUGCUUGCUGGUGACAGCAGGAAGCGGGCACGCAGAUUCCGAUUUCACCCUGCAGUGCAACAAGUGUAAAUGCGGCUGGAAGAGCGGUAAAAAGAGUGCUGACUGUACUAACCAGAAUCUGGAACUGGUACCGACCGAUAUGAGCUCGGAACUGCAGGUACUAGAUCUGUCCCACAACUACAUCGGGGAGAUUCGGAGCCGAGAGCUGAUGCAGGCGCACCUGCAGAACUUACACAAACUGUACAUCAAAAACAGCACCAUCGAAAGUCUACAUCGGGAUGCUUUCCGAAAUCUGACCAUUCUAAUCGAGCUGGAUCUGUCGAUGAACAAACUGAAGCGGCUUGAUCCGGGUCUGUUCGACGAUCUGAAGAAGAUCCGAGCGAUAAUGUUGAACGACAACCAAAUCGAACGAAUAGAGAACAAUCUGUUCCAAAACUUGAAAUUUCUAACGAAAAUCGAACUGCAAAGCAAUCGUAUCUAUCGGAUAGCUCUGCACAGUUUCACCAACGUACCGGCUUUAUCGCAAAUCGAACUGGACUUCAAUAAACUGCAGAAUCUGCGGAAGGAAACGUUCCUAAAUCUGGACAAACUGACCAGCCUAUCGUUGACGAACAAUCCGUGGAAUUGCAGCUGCACACUGCGUAAUUUUAGCGAAUUCGUGAUAAGUCGCAGCUUGUACCGGUCACCAACGACGUGCGCCGAACCUUCACAUCUGGCCGGUAAGGAAUGGAACAAUAUCCACCUGGACGAAUUCGCCUGUCGUCCGCAGAUCGUCGAAAAUCGCAUCAUCUAUCCGAGUGAAGGAGAGAACGCUACCUUCACCUGCAAGGUGACCGGUCUUCCGCUGCCGAAAGUAGACUGGCUGUUCCACAAGCGGCCGUUCCCUAAGAAUGACAAACGACUAAGUGUCACGUACGCCGUGCGCACUUCCGGCCGAGAUAAUAGUGAGAUUCUGGUUUCGGAACUUACCAUUGUCGGGUUGAAAGCAUCGGACCGCGGUUCGUAUGUGUGCAAGGCGACCAACAACGGCGGAACCGACGAGAGUGAGCAAUUUUUCGACCUGAAAAAGGAACCAGCCAAGCUGACACCGAACCGAACGAACGACAUUCUGUGGAUCGUUCUGUUCGUGGUGCUGGCGAUACUCGUUAUCCUGAUACUGACCAUAAUCGUGCUGUGCUGCGUUUGUCGCAAAGCGCGCAAGUUCAAGAAAAAUUCUUCACUCAGCGAAAAUGGGCUGGUCAAUUCCAAGAUGGACAAAUCAUCGGACGGUUCGGUUCUGGAUGGUGGAUCGGUAAUCCUGGAGAUGCGAAAGAGCCUACUGACGGAGGUCAAUCCAGUGGAGAAGCCACCCAGACGGGCGGACAUCGAGGCGAACGAUAAGGUGGACUACGACGAAGGGCACGAGGUGAAAAAGACUCUGCUGGAGGAGACUGGUUUUGCCGCUCAGGAUGAGGAAACGGUUUCGGUGGCUCUUUCGGACACCACACCGCGAUCCCGCACGGCCUACGUUGAUGACGGAAGCGGUGGCUAUGGGACCGCCAAUCUGCCACCAGAUCUGCUAGCCUUCCCUAGCACACGCUUUCCCCAGUCACCGUCGAUUCAGAGUUCGAUGUCGAACAUUCACGAUGGUCGAAUCUACGGCAAAUCACCGCUGUCGAGUCCGAUCUAUCAGCACAGUCCGGCGCUGGCUGGCGGUCAGGUUCCGGUUGGCUUCCGUACGCUGCAGCAUCCCAAAACCGGUCGAACGAUAGCGAUUGCUGCGCAGCGAUCGAACUCGCCCUUCACACCGGCACCGUUGAUCUAUCCGCAGGUGGUGAUGAAACAGGGCUACGUAACCAUUCCCCGCAAGCCUCGCACACCGAGUUGGACGCCGUCGAUCAAUUCAACGGCCACGACGGCAGAAUUGCUUCCACCAACGAGCCCUACAUCGAUCGGUGAGCUACCGGCCGCGACCGAGCCGGUUUAUGACAAUCUAGGCCUCCGAACGACGGCAUCCGGCAAUUCGACGCUCAAACUAAACAAAGCUUCGCGGUCAGCCGGAAGCAGUAGCAACAGUACGUACAGUAUGAAGAAUCGACCACUUCCAGCGACCCCCGGCGGUCAAACGGCCUCAGCAACGACAUCGAUGCACAACAGCUCAUCCGGUAGCAACUACGAAUCGAUUCCGGAAAUGGGGGGCACGGAAAAAGCAGCAACACGAGCAGGAGGACAAUCACCACCCGGGAAGCCGUUGCCGGCCGGUCUCGAAUCGAUCUACGGCAGAACCAUGGGCCUCAACGGUACUGCCAGCAGUAGUAGCAGUAGCCACAGUAGAAGUAAAGUGCCACCGCGACCACCACCGAAGCCUAAGAAGAAGCCACCGAGCAUAGCGAGCGGAACGGUCGGCAUACCGAACAACACUACCAAUGCCAGCGGCAGCGGUGGGCUGGUCAGUACAAGCAGCACCAGUCCGCUGUUCUCCGAGGAGGGUGAAGACGGUACCGAGGUUUAGGAAACGCUCGGUCGUUCGAAGGGAAGCAAACGAGGGAGGUACAGAACUCUGGACUUCGGGUGCGCCCCGGGGGUCGUGUGAGUAGUUGAUAAACGGAAACAAACAAGUAUAUAUAUGCUAAUAUAUAUGAAUUCGAUAUAGUAUAUUCGAAGAAAUAGGUAAUAAUUAUUUUUUUCUAACUCUAUUUGAACGUACAUUGAAGUUGAAAGUGAGAACUAUAUAGCGCAAGGACGAACCGAACGGUGAUUGAACUUGAUGUGUAUACAAGCGACAAGAAAUCUUUAUGAACUCGAUGAAAUAGCAUUACUAUUAACUAUUACUAUAUAUUAUGCUAGGUAAUAUUGUUUGUUUUAUAAGAAAAUGACACGAAAAUUGUAACACAAAAAAGUGGCAGAACGGCAGACGAAGGAUCAAAAGUUUAAACUAGACUAAUGUUGAUUAAACAAAAAAAAACUGUAUGCUAUAGUUUGAUAAUGAUGCCAGCGAAAGUGGUAAAGUGAUGGAAAUAAUAGCUAUUUAUUCAAGACGAGCGUGUGAGAGAUAAGGCUGAAGCUGAAGGAUGGAGCCUCCGUUUUUUUGCCGGGUGUGAAUUGUGGCGGCGGCAGCAGCACAAAAAAAAAUUAGAUUACACACGAUGAAGAGCUAAAAAUAAGUGUAGCUGGUGAUAAAAUUUCGGCUUUUUUGUCUUUUUAUUGCAGGAAAGUUUUCUGCUUGAACCGAGAAAUUAACUUUUAAACAUUUAAACGAUCGCAAUCUAACCGAAGUUUUCUCUACAAGUAGAUAACGACGGGAUGAAUAUAAUUAUCUUUCUUUCUUUGCGGGAUCUGGUCACUAAAACACAUUCAGAAAGGACGUCCGGAAUUAAUUAUAAAAAAAGAUUCAAAUUAGAAUUGGCGGUGGAAAAAGUGCGGUAAUUUCGGUUUCGGUUUCGGGUUAGGGGAAUGGAACGGCAGGAUCCUUGUUGCAAUGGCCUAUUAUCUUAAUCUGCUGAGAAGCCUGGUAAGAAGGUCUUCUUUCCUCUAACUGUGUAGUGCGUGAAUGCGUUAAAUUUUCCUUGCAUUGUCGGUUACAGUGGUGAGCUGGACGCAUUUCGUGUGUCAUUGUAAACAAUUUACAAUACAGCAAAAUCACCUUUUCUGAGGUUUUUACGCGAUUUGUUUUUUUCGACUAUUCGAAAACGAUGCAACUUAUCGAGUUAAAACCAAUCAUCAAUGGUGUUGAUACAGAAAAUUUUUAAACUGCAUUCUGUUAACACCAUAUUCCACUAAAGUUUGCAGUGAGACACAAAGCGAGGUUUUUCCUUGUCGUAGGUUGCUGGUACAAUAGAUUAACCAAGUCGGGAAUGAAUUCGGAUGCUUUCUUCUGUGAAGUCAUGUAGGUUUUUGUCUUGAACGAUGGUAGUAAAACGCAGUUGAUCCAGAUGAAUGGUUGAGAAAUUAAAUCGAACUGAACCUUCAAGCACAAGAAAUAAUUGCAUCAGAUCUCGGAUGUGCUCAUUCGGCUCAACCAUUCCACAAUCGAAUCUACCGAGAAUUGUUCAAUUAUGUUCGCGCUGCAAAACUAGAUGCCAUUUUCCUUACCUCAACAACCCCCUAAAUCAUUGCAUGAAUUGCAAAAACAACAUUUCCCCUUUACAAAUGCACAAAAGCAUCAAUUUGGCAGGAUCGCCAAUGUGUUAUUCAGUGUUCUAGUAGGAUUUCACAAAUUGCUCUUCUAGUUGGACAAAGUUUGCAGUGGGACCCAAAGUGGUUUUCUUUCUUGUCGUAGGUUCCAGUCCAGUAGGUCUAGUAGGUCAGCUAAGUCGGGGAUGAAUUUGGAAGCUUUCUCCUGUGAAGUCGUGCAGAUUUCUGUCUUGAACAAUGGAAGUAAAACCCACCAGGUCUAGAUGGUUGGACUCUUCAUUUAUUAAAUUGGGUGAUCAUAACUAGCUUCACUCUACGCACCUUCACGUUAAGCUUCUGGGGUUCUGAUGGUUCUCUUGUGGUUGAUAAACCGAACUGAAGCUUCAAACACAAGCAAUAAUUGCAUCAGAUCUCGGAUGUGUUCAUUCAGUUCAACCGUUCCACAAUUGAAUCUACCGAGAAAUGUUCACUAUUGUUCGCGCUGCAAAACUAGAUUUCAUUUUCCCUGCUUCAACAACCAGAAAUGAAUUGCAAAACAAAAUUUCACCUUCACAAAUACACAAAAUGAUCAAUUUGGCAGGAUCGCCAAUGUGAUAUUCAGCGUUACAGUCAUCUUGCACAGCUCCCUUCAAGCGAGAAACUAUCAGCACCAUAUUCCGCGUUUCUCUCUGAUCCUGUAACACACUUCAGGCUAACUGGCUAGCAUAGUAUUAACGUUGGGAUUCCACAGAUUGUAUCGUUCUACCAGUUGGACAAAGUUUGCAGUGAGACACAAGGCGGUGGUUUCCCUUGUCGCGCUGGUUGCUGAUUCAGUAGUUUAACCAACUUGGAAAUGAAUUUGGAUGCUUUCUCCGGUAAAGUUAUAUGACACAUUCCAGUGCUAUGGGACAGAAUCAGUACCAAUUUUUACUGUGUUAACCUGCUUCCUGUUUUGCCAUUUUUUGAUAAAUAGUUCAUUAACGAGGACAUUAGCUUCCACUUGAAUGCCAGGGAUUUGAUGAAAUAGCAACUGAUUGUGUGGAUGGUGUCCCGUAACGCUGGAAUGUGACAUAUAGCUUGCCGUUUUAAGCGAUAGGAGUAAAACCCACCUGAUUCAGAUGGAUGGACUCUUCGGGUAUGAACCCGGGUGAUCAUAACUAGCUUCCCUCCAUAUACCUUCACGUUAAACUUCUAGGGUUCUGAUGGUUCUAUUAGGGUUAGGAAGUAGGACUGAAGCUUUAGACGCAGGAAAUAAUUUCAUCAGAUCUCGGAUGUGCUCAUCCAGCUUAACCAUUCCACAAUCGAAUCUACCAAGAAUUGCAGAUAGAAUUAACAAAAGGGCGAAUGUCGCAAGCGUAAACACACCGAGUGAGGGUUGAUUUUCCUAUACUGAUCCAGCAAAAAAUAACUCUCACCCGUUUUGUUUACAUUUGCGACAUUCGCCCUUUUGUUAAUUCUAUUUAAAAUUGUUCAAUAUUAUUCGCGCUACAAAAAUAGAUUUCAUUUUCCUUUUCCUACCUCAACAACCUUCUGGUUCACUGCAUCAAUUGCAAAACAAAAACUUUACUUUCAUAAAUACACAAAUGGUUCAAUUUGGCCGGAUCGCCAAUGUGAUAUUCAGUCAUCUUGCAUAGCUUCCUUUAAGCGGGAAGCUAUCAGCACCAUAUUCUACGUUUCUCUCUAAACCUGUAACACACUUCAAGCUAACCGGCUUACAUAGUAUUAACGUUGGGAUUUCAUGGAUUGCUCUACUAGCAGCGCUACUGCUGCGGGAUGGGAUGGGAUGCGGGAUGAUGGGAGUAAAUCCCACUGGAUGCAGAUGAAUGGACUCUUCGGGUAUAAACUCCGGUGAUCAUAGCCAGCUUCACUUCACAUACCUAAAACAAGCCACCGAAGUAAGAGUUUUUCUAUAAUUUCAGGUUGCAAAAGUAAAUUUUUACAUCGCAUCGGAAAGAAUGUUAAGAACUGUAGCAAAGGAUUGGGUUAUCAGUAUGAGAACAAAGAUUCCGUUGGCAUCAUCAAGAUCUAGCCCAUGGCAUCAUAUGCGACCAUGUACGCACGUAAUUUUUUUUUAAUUAAAAAAAUCGCGGGUAAAUAAUUUCAGCAGUUAUUUACAUUAUUUUGCGUACGAAACCGGUAUCAGUACGUACGUUUAUUAACUUUCCUUCAGUCGAUUGUCAUAAUCUUCUACAAUUUUAAAGCUAGGAGCAUACGAGAUUUCGUGAUGAUGGUACCGCUUCUCUGCACGCCUGCCAUUCGAAUAACACCUUCCAAUGCAAUGUUGAACAGUAAAUUCGAUAGCCCGUCACCUUGCUUCAAACCAUCUAACGUCACAAACGAGUCCGAUGUCUCACCCGCUAUCCUGACGCUUGUUUUUGAACCAUCAAGGGUAGCACGUAUCAGCCUAAUCAGUUUUGUUGGAAAACCAUGUUCAAGCAUAUUCGGCCACAGCUCAUUUCGUUCAACUGAAUCGUACGCCGCCUUGAAGUCUAUAAACAAAUGGUGAGUCUGCAAGUUGAAUUCCCGGAAUUCAUCGAGGAUCUGUUGCAGGGUGAAUAUUUGGUCCGUCGUGGAAUGUCCCCCUCAGAAACCGCACUGGUAUUCGCCAACAAAAGUUUCUAGCAACGGCCUCAGUCUGAGAAACGGGAUGCGGGAGAGAAUUUUGUAUGCAGAAUUCAAGAGAGUAAUGCCUCGCGAAUUGCUGCAUUCGAGUCCGUCUUUCCAACCAGUCCGUAGGUAAUUCCGCCUCAGUCCAUACCUUUAGUAUAACCUGAUGGAUUGCACAAAACAGCCGUUCGCUCCUGACUUCCAAAAGGUCGGCGUAAUGCCGUCCUUUCCAGCUGCUUUGCCUUUGCUUUAUCCUCACAGUCACCUCACCUAAAUUUUUCAGGUGAGAGCACAAUUUGCAAUUCUGAAAGUCGGUGUCACGGUGUGGUCUGCUUUUCUGCUGGAUUGCUCCGUUAGAUAUCCUUACUUAUGACGUUGUCCGCGGUCAUCCGGUAUCCCAAAAUACCCGAAUCUACCUACUAUCUCUAGUUUGCCACUGUCAACGCUUACCGUCCGUGAAAGGCGCUUGUUUUUCUCCUUCAAGUUUCUACUUUCGACACAUUGAUUUGCAACCAAAUCCUCAGCUUUUGUUUGCUACAAUGUCAGUGUCAUUUGUAAGCUGAUAUUCGUACCUCUCGUGCCUACACCCGUCUUGAAGAACUAUGUUUUGCGUAUUAUUUAGCUUGUAGGAUAAACCAUCACCUCGUCUCAAUCCUCGUCGAGUUGCGAAGGGACCUGAGAGAGUCGCCGAGAUGCGCACGAAACACGUCACUCGAUCCACCGUAGCUCUGAUCAACCGCGUCAGUUUGUCCGGAAAACCAUAUUCGUACAUAACCUGCCGUUACUGUUCUCGAACGACUGUAUCGUAUGCUGCUUUGAAGUCAAUAAAGACACGUUGUAUUUUCGACAUUUCUACAAAAUCUGUCGGGUGGUGAAAAUUUAAUCUGAGGAUCGGAGAGAGUACCUUGUAGGCGUCAUUUAGUCGCGUCAUGCCGCAAUAGUUGCACCAGUCGGGCAGUGAUCCCCCUUUUUGUAGAGGGGACAAAGAACUCCUUCCAUCUAUUCUUUCUGUAGCUUCUACUCCUCCCAAAUAGUGGAAAUACCCCAGUAUAGAACCGUUGCCAGCAUUUCUCUGCUGGAAGGCGAUGCUAAUCCGCAGCUUUGUUGGUCUUCGGCAACCAGAUUUCUCGUUUGGCUCCAGACUGGAGCGCAGGCCUUGCCGACAAUACCUAAAUGCGGUGUGUUGUUUGAAAUCGAGCUUAGAGUCGAGCGGUAUUCCCAAGUGUUUGACUCAGUUUUCACGACGUAAAGACACGUCUAAUAGUGGGUAGUCAAAGACGAGAGGGUUAGAUUUCCUGGAGCAUGUAAUAACUUCGCAUUUGCCGGAAUUCAGCAUCACGCGGUUCGCAAAAAUUGAUUGCUGCUCCUGUAGAACCGCGGCAUCGGACGGUUUCUCUACUUUUGCAUACAGCUUAAGAUCGUCAGCAAAUGACGAUUUGCUCGUGGACAUUUGCGCAGGAAAUUGACAACGUUGAAGUAGACGAGAAAGAUCAAUCAGGUCCAAGGGGGCUGCCCUGUGGGAUUCCAGAGUAAACAGUGAAGGCUCUUGAAAUAAAACCAUCGACCAUCCGGUACGAUAGCGCGAGAGGAUUUUAGCUUCGCAACGACUGAUAUGACCAUCGCUUCGUCCAGGGACCGAAACGGUUACAUUUUUUCUAUACAUUUUCCAGUUUGCAGUGUCAAGUCAGAAUCUCAGCCAAUACCGCCGCUUCGUAUAGUUUCUGUAUCGAGAGAGUCUGUCUCUUUAGGCGUUGAAACUAGCUCGAAUACGUACAUGAUAAUAAGUAAACAUUCUUAUUUCCACUGUGACCAGUCGCAGAAAAUGUCACAGUAUAGAAAUGACAGGCAUUUGCCGCUUUUUACUUACAGUGCUAGCUGGCAUAGUAUGGACAAGCGAUAGAGAAUAAGGUGUAAUUAUUGAGGCGUUUUUCACCUGAACUUCUUAUAAUGAAAAUUGUUGCAUUAUGGUACUGUUUUGUGGCUGAUCACUACUUGAAAGAUCUCGUAAGAAUAGAUGCAGUAGAGUUCGUUUUCAAUUUUGGAAACGUUCUUUUUUGAAUCCGCAUUAUUUGAGGAAAAGCUGUAGGCAUACGAAAAAAGCAGCAAACGAGAAUAUCAAAAACCAGUACACCUUUUGUCAUGCAUGCUGCUAGAAUAUUGAAGCGUGUCUUUGCCGCUCCGAAGUGUGUACGACACGACGAGCAAGCGAUGUUAUCGAUGUUCUGGUAUUUCUUCUCAGUGCGUGUGUACUAGAAAUCUGCCGUAUGACUGGCCGUAAGAAAUAAUGUCAAAUGUUUUCAGAUUUUGGUCACCAACCAGUACAUUUUACGUCUCUGACUUCGACGAUAGGGAGCAUAGCAAACAGUGGCUAAGUACUGGAACGCACACUACGAGUCAGUAGGAUCGUUCCACUAGCCCCGUAAGCUUCCUGUACUCUAACAGCCGGCUGCGAAGUCUGUCGAUAAAGAAGAGCAAUGUCUGAAGACGGUAUAAGCUCAAGGCUUUGCUUUUUUGGAACGUACUGGACGGCUGCGGAAACUGCUACUCUUGCCAACUUGUUGACAAUGAAUACACUGGAGAACUUCCGCGCGAACAGUUGAUGGGAAAUCUGUUCUAUGUUGCUCGCAGAUUCACUACCCAGGGGCAUGACCGAUGGAAGGUCGCCUAAGUAACAGUUAUAGUUUUAUCAUACUCUUAUUGCGGUUUUCAUGACCAAUUACGGUCAUAGAAGCCAUCAUUAGACUAUGAUAAAGCCCAAAUUGUUACUUAAGGGUUGUUUUUUCGCUGUUCAUUGACAUGCAUUAGAAGUAUUUUGCAUUUCUUUUCAGUCUACGUUCGACCUUUCUCAGGUAGCUCCGGAAGCUGGAGGGACGUAAUUAAUUGUACCGCAUGUUGAUCGACAGAUAGUGGUAAACUACUAUGUUUCGAGAUUUUCCUGAGAGCAGCUAUCCUCUCGGAUUUCAGACGUAGUAAAGCAGUGUCUAACCAAGCUACUUGCUUCCGAACGGGCUGUGUUCUUUUUGGAACGUAUCGAUCGAUGGGUUAGUUCAGAAUACUAGAGAAUGUUGUUGCAGCCGAAUUAUCAUCGUCCUGAAUAUGAAUAUAUGGUACUACCACCUGCCUUUGCAGAACAUCCGUUCAUAGCAAUGAGCCUAUCAUGUCAAAAAGAGUUGAAGAUAUUCAACGAUUGGUCAUGCUUCCCACCCCUUGUAUGAAGGACCAUUAGAGAAUCUCCUUCCAAGGGCUAAGUCGCCUAAGUCAAUCGUUGAAUAAACCGUCUUAAUGCAGAAUGACUCCAGCGGGUGGGGAUCAGAGCCCGCUCAUUAUCCACGAAGUGUUGUUAAUCGGGACAAGAUUAACCCUAGAAAGUUGACUGUUUCACUCUCCCUAGGCCCACCGCUUUAAACAAGUGCUCUGAUGGUCCCUCCCUCUCCCACAUUCUAGUUUAUUUAUGAAAUGUGGUAUAUAAGGAUAAAAAUAGAACAAUCUCACCAGCAGUCCUUCGAAUGGAAUAGAGUUGCGUCCUUUUAGUUUCCAUAAGUGCUUCCAAUAAUUAGUUUAAUUUUUUCUUCUGGUAUCCAAUAUCCAUGUGCAGUAUUAACACUCGUAUUGGCCAAAGUUUUAUAUAGCAGGAGGUGCUUCAUAAGCCUAAACGAAAAAAAUAAUUGAAAUAACUUAUUUUAUGCUUACCUAUUAACAAGGUCGUGUGGCUGCGCCGUCUGCCCAAAACCUCGAUUUUGAGAUCAGGCAGCCAGGAACCACCCAGCAUCGCACCUCCUAGCUUGGCUACUCAAAAGAGCAUUACCAGGUAUGGCCACGUGGAGGCGCUAGGUAAGGGGCUUGGAAUGGCUAGAGCUAUAUUGAACGCUCCUCAUUUGCCUUCCCCAUUUCACACCCUGCAGCAGAAUUAUCAUGGUCAUUGUCCAAAACUGCAUCUCAAUUAAUGCUACAGAGAAUCGUUUGAAUUUUAUUAAAAUUUGCGUGGGCGAAAUCGUAGUAGACGGUCAGUGGUGCGAUCAUCAUGUCAUGAUGGAUGUGUUGAAGAAUCCUUAACAAGCGAGGAAGGAGCCAUCGCUAUAUCGGGAGCCUGAACUUGAACAGUCGAGCAAUUCGUUGGUGAUUUGAAACCAUUGCACAAUGGGCAAAAACGAGCUCGUAAUUCCAAGAAUUAGAAACCGCUGGUUUGGAAUAAGUUACCUAACGGGUGGCAACUAAAAUUUUGGAAUUUUUUUGCGGGGCUUAUGCUCAACAACAAACGAGCUUAGAGAGAAAUGAGAGUAUGUAUGUGUGUAUGUAUGUGCUCUCUCUCUCCUCUUUUUGUUAAUAUUUUUUGUUUUGUUUAUGCUUGCCCAGUUUUGCUAAAAAUGGCGUCGAAACAAGAAGCAUUUCGGAGGGGUCUCAAUUUACCAUAGAAUAAAGUCUUGUCACCAAAAACACCCACAUGCCAAAUUUUGUUCUAUUUGCUUGAUUAGUUCUCGAGUUAUGCAGAAAUUUGUGUUUCAUUUGUAUGGAAGUGUGUUAGUGGGGGAGGGGUUUCUAACCAUCACUAAAACCUUUCCUGGCCCCAAAAACCUCUACAUGCACAUUUUCACGCCGAUUGAGUCAGUUCAGUUUUUGAUUCUAUAAGGAAUAUCCCGACAGACAGAUAGAUAGACAGAAAUCCAUUUUUAUAUAUAAGACUAGCUGACCCGACAAACUUCGUAUUGCCACAAAUUAACCUGUGUUGUACAUAAAUCGUGAAUCUCGGAUGAUCUUUGUCACAAUCUCGAGUUUUGCAAGCCCCCCAGUGGGUGGCGCUUCCGACGGCGGGUCACCGGCAACACUCGCGACCGUCUCGUCCUGAAUGAUCUAGUGUUACUAUAGAUAGUUUUUGUGGUCUUGUAUUGACUAAUGUUUUAUGGAAGAGUCUCGAAUUUCUCGAGUUCGAUUAGUUUUUGAGUUUCACAAAAAUUUCUGUUUUAUUUGUAUGAGAGUCUCACCACAGAGGUGAGAGGUCUCUAACUAUCGUAAAAUGAAUUCAAGACUCCAAAAUCUCCCACAUACCAAAUUUGGUUCCAUUUGCUUGAUUAGUUCUCAAGUUAUAAGGAAAUUUGAAUUUCAUUUGUAUGGGAGCUCCCCUCUUAAAAGGGGAAGGGGUCGUAAUUCACCUUAGAAAAAAUUUCUGCCAUCUAAAACUCCCACAUGCCAAAUUUGGUUCCAUUUGAUUGAUUAGUUCUCGAGAUAAGAGGAAAUUUGCAUUUCAUUUGUA
Sabethes cyaneus is the source of this 14307-nucleotide messenger RNA. RefSeq names its product leucine-rich repeat-containing protein 24 (gene kek5). The coding region runs from base 2266 to 4851 and encodes 861 amino acids. Lineage: Eukaryota; Metazoa; Arthropoda; Insecta; Diptera; Culicidae. The record is from RefSeq and is a predicted model, not a curated record. Gene Ontology annotation, molecular function: protein binding. The transcript is spliced from 5 exons.